This is a messenger RNA of Polyodon spathula (Mississippi paddlefish), 3439 nucleotides long. Its product is annotated as G-protein coupled receptor 22-like. Gene Ontology annotation, biological process: G protein-coupled receptor signaling pathway. The record is from RefSeq and is a predicted model, not a curated record. Gene Ontology annotation, molecular function: G protein-coupled receptor activity; peptide binding. Bases 1979 to 3271 code for a protein of 430 amino acids. Gene Ontology annotation, cellular component: membrane. The transcript is spliced from 2 exons. Lineage: Eukaryota; Metazoa; Chordata; Actinopteri; Acipenseriformes; Polyodontidae.
CUGUGGAAGCUGAACUGCAGCCACAGUGUAAAACACUGCUCACUUCAGGAAGACUGGAUCUGGAUGCUGUCUCCUGAGGCAUGAUGGCUUCAGCAUGUUAAAUUACUUUCAUUAGGAAUUUCCAGAUACCCUGGUAGUGAGACUGAGGCAGCAGCAGCAACAGCAACAACAACCAAGCUGUAGUAACAGGUACGCCACGUUCUUUCAAUAUCACACAUUUUAAGGCAAUGGAACAGAAGGGAGGCAUGUGUCUUUAAUUUCCAGCUUCUGAAGCAGAGCUUUUCAUGUUCUUAAAAAUCGGCACGCUGACAGAAAAGGGGGCUGGUGAAUAAAUCCAAAAUUGGACUACUUCAAAACAUGUGUGAGGAUGCUUUUCCAAAGCAGUUCAUUCCAAGGAAAUGCACAAUGAAGUUACCACAAAAGACCGAACAGCUAUAAAAUCAUUAUGGAUUAUGACCCUACUGAUUCUGCAAAGUCCGCGUGCUCUUACAAACAAAAUUACUGUGCAAAUUAGGCUGGUCAAUCUGAUAGAAACGGAGGGCUUUCAUUUUCUCUGGAUGGAGACAAGCAGCUCUGAACGUUCUCGAAUCCAUGCCUACACAGUAUCGGACAACGUGUUCAAAUGCAACAACACAAUUCCUACCUACAAUUCAAGCCAACAAAGCUUUCAAAAGCAACGCAACAUCACAUGAACAAAACACAAGGACUGUGAAGAGAAACUCAAAUUAGCCUACUGAUGCUUACUAAUGCAGUAACAUGCAAAUCAUUUGCCUCCAUCCUGGAUAGCAAUCCUGGUUUUAUAAUUUGUUUCUUUGACUCCGUUAAUGAGAAGAAAUGGUGUUAAAAAGUAGCAGCUGGUUAUAAUUAAACUGAAUUAACAGCGCUGCUUACCUGACGACAAAAAAAAAAACAGCAGUGCAACAUAUAAUCAUUUUUAAAAGGAAACCAAAUUCUAUUUUGCAGAAGGAAAAAGGCCUGUAUUUAUACAGAAUUCACAACGUGUACUUUACUUAUAGGUGCUGCCUGGAAAUACAGUCUAUUUGUAAAUGUCAGAUGGCUUGGGCAUUUUAUUCCCGAUCCCCUCAUUUAUUUUCUCCUGUAAGUUGUGGCUAAAACAUUAAACCGUGAAGUUCGACUUGAGGUAAACAGGACCAGUCUAAAUGGCAAUUCUAUGUUCAAGAGCAAAACAAAACAGCCAAAUUACAGUCCUGCAAGGUGCACAGCACAACUAAAAAUCACUGAAGAGCACUGAAAAAUAAAAUGGUCAGAUCUGAUGACAUCCUGUAUCAACAACAGCAAAUCUGCUUGAUCCCAUUUACAGCCUCCUGAGGCUUUCAAAAAACUCUGGGGAAAAAGGUUAGUUACUGGCUGCAUGAACCCGAUCAUAUCCCAACAUUUCCUGCGAAAGCAAUGAAGUUUGGCUGCCUUUGCUAGUUAUAUGAUUUUCUCAUGAAAUACAAAAUGUCCAGAGCAAAUACAUUUGGCACUCAGCAUCCCCCCCCGCCCCCAAAAAAAAAAUUUCUCAGAAAACAACAUCACUGGUAGAUAUCAUCCCUAAUCAUUGCAUUAUAUUAUCAAGGUUGCAAUUAACUUCACCCAAUGUCAGUAUUAAUGCCUUUUAGUUUUAUAAUUAAAAAUCUAGCUUUUUUUAAAUACAAUCUUCGUAUUGUAUUUAAAAUGUGUGAAUUACCAAAUGUUUACAACACCUAUGACUGUACUGUAAAUCCAAAAACAUAUUUCCCCAUUAAGAUACAGUAAGGAUAAAGAAUUUUGUACUAGAUUUUUCACAUGAACGAUUAAUUUAAUAAAUACAUUUUCCAUAUUUACACAUAAAAAACACACACACAUUCACUGUCCUUGAGAAGUACCCACCAAUAAAGCUGUUGAAUGCUAUGAUGAUGAUGAUGAUGAUGAUGAUGAUGUCGUCAUCUGCUUGCUUAGAUCUUAGUUCUAAUAAAAAAUCUCUAUUAGCAGGAUAAUGCAUUCCCCCCCAGUGCUGGAAGCCACUAUGAAGUCUGAACACAACGUCACUGUACCAGACGAUACAGACUCCAUGCGCAGCAACAUGAAUCAAGCCUUGCCAUAUCCACUGAGCUUUCAGGUUUCACUUACUGGAUUUCUCAUGCUGGAAAUAGUUUUGGGCCUCAGUAGCAACUUAACUGUGCUCGUCCUCUACUGCAUGAAGUCCAACCUGAUUAACUCUGUCAGUAACAUUGUCACAAUGAACUUGCAUGUGCUGGAUGUCAUAAUCUGUGUGGGCUGCAUUCCCCUAACCAUUGUUGUUGUUCUGCUUUCCCAAGAAAGCAACACUGCUCUGAUUUGCUGUUUUCACGAGGCUUGUGUGUCUUUUGCUAGUGUUGCGACCGCAGUCAAUGUUCUUACCAUCACCCUGGACCGGUACGAUAUUUCGGUGAAGCCAGCAAACCGAAUUCUGACCAUGGGAAGGACAGUGAUGCUACUAACGCUAAUCUGGAUUGUGUCCUUCAUUAGUUUUCUGAUACCGUUCAUGGAGGUCAGCUUUUUUAACUUUCAACCUGAAAACAUGGGGCAAAACAAGACCCUCUCAAGUACCGAUAUAAACCAAUAUUACACUGAACUGGGACUGUAUUAUCACCUCCUUGCACAGAUCCCUAUUUUCUUUUUCACUGCCAUUGUCAUGUUGUUCACUUACUACAAAAUACUGCAGGCUUUGAACAUAAGGAUUGGCACCAGGUUUUCUACAGUGCAAAAGAAAAAAGCCAGAAAGAAAAAGACAAUUUCUCUGGCCAGACAGCAAGAGACAAUAGACGUGUCACAAAGCAGUACAGGACGCAAUGUCAUGUUUGGUGUACGAACUUCUGUUUCAGUUAUAAUUGCUCUCAGAAGGGCAGUGAAACGUCACAGAGAGCGUCGAGAAAGGCAAAGGAGGGUCUUCAAGAUGUCUCUCUUGAUAAUCUCCACAUUCCUUCUUUGUUGGACACCUAUUACCAUUUUAAAUUCUGUCAUUUUAUGCGUAGGCCCCAGUGACCUGUUGGUAAGGUUAAGACUUGGGUUUCUCGUCAUGGCCUAUGGGACUACCAUAUUUCACCCUUUGUUGUAUGCUUUUACACGACAGAAAUUCCAAAAGGUCCUCAAAAGCAAAAUGAAGAAGCGAGUUGUGUCCAUUGUGGAGGCAGAUACCUUGCCAAAUAAUGCAGUCAUUCACAAUUCUUGGAUUGACCCAAAACGGAACAAAAAGGUGACUUUUGAAGACAAAGAGGCUAGCCAGAAGGCUACUCAAGUUGGAGAAUAACAAACUUCAAGACAAAAAAUAAAGACUAAAAUUACCCAAAGCAUCAAUGUAAAUGCAACUGUAAUACAUGUACAGUCAAAGGUGGAUUAUUUAUUAAAGAUAUUUAAGUUCUACAAUCCUGCAGAACACAAUACACAUUGCAUGGCUUUUUAUAAUGUGUGGUGUCAC